GCAAAUUGGGUUCGAUUCAGUUCGUCAGAUCUUGGCCUUAGUUAGUCAGUCGUGCGCCGUUCAGCUCGUGACUAGUGAUUUGCUGGUCGGUAGGCCAAAACUUAAUAAAAGCCACGGAAGUGAGGAACAAUUUCUGAACAAAAUUAUUCAAUAUUUGCACAAGUGUAUCGAAACCGGAGCUGAAAUACGAAUUUUAGUGCUCAACCAAUUUGCAAUAAUCAGUUAAUUGCUUCACAUCGAUCAAAUCGUACAACUUUAAACUUAAUAUCAGUGUGUGUGUGUAUGUAAUGGCGUUUUUGCGUUCCAUUUGUGCUCAACGUGCCACAUCAAGUUUAGUUUAUAGUCGUAAUAAAAGCAAUAGAAACACAACCUCCGGUUGGAGAGUGAGGGGAAAGACAACAACAGCAGCACCGCUAUCGGCAUCAGCAGGGACAACAAACCAGCAGGACGUGCAUCAUGUCAUCAUUGAUCGUGAUCAAGACGAUCUAACAUACUCAUCAACAUCAAAGUGUCAAUUACAUCGGCGCCAGCAGCAGCAGCAACGUCAACUUCUCAGCAGUAUCAUUUUUUCGCCAGCUCAUACAUCACGGCAUACGCUAUACACAAACAACAAUUUAAGUCGCUCUGUAGUUACCGCACGACAAGAGGCUGAGCCUGAAGUAAAACGAUCACGUUCUCACAAGGCUCCACCACAACAACCAGAUGUUCCAGUUAAUCCUCAACGUGAUCCAUUGGAUGUCAGUUUCAAUGAUCCUCUCGCGGCAUUCAAGAGCAAAACAACAUGGGAGUUGAUACGCGCCUAUUUGGUGUAUACCGUUUGUUCCAUUGAACCUGUAGUGGAGAAUAAUCUCAAGAUAAUGAAAAUUACACGCGCUUUAAUAGGUGACCGUCUCUUUGGGUUACUGAUGAAAUCCACCUUUUAUGGGCACUUUGUAGCGGGUGAAACCCGACGUACUAUUGUUCCAACUCUAGAAAGAUUACGUUCCUUUGGCGUCAAACCAAUUCUUGAUUAUUCCGUGGAGGAGGAUCUCUCACAGGAGGAGGCUGAGAAGCGUGAAGUUGAAUCUUCAGUUUCGAGUGCUGGGGACAUUAAAGAUGAUGGUGCGAUAGCGCAAUACCACGUGGAUAAGUCAUUCGCCGACCGUCGUUACAAAGUGAGCAGUGCUAGGACCUAUUUCUACUUGAAUGAAGCUACAUGUGAGCGUAAUAUGGAAAUCUUCAUGAAAUGCUUGGAGGCCGUCUCAGGUGCUACAUUUGGUACAGGAAUCACGGCAAUUAAGCUCACGGCCCUUGGCCGACCGCAAUUAUUGUUACAAGUGUCUGAGGUGAUUAUGCGCACUCGCCAAUACAUGGAAGAUCUUGUUGGCGGACAAGGUAAUGUUCUGACUCAUCACAAGACGAUCAAAGAUCUGGAAAAGUACUACUCCAGUUUUGGCGACAGUAAAAAUGUACAAGAUUUCUUGAAGAAUGUUACCUCGGACAAGGAAGGUAUUCUACACUUAUUCCCCUGGUCGGGUAUUGUGGAUGAAGAUUCUCAAUUAAGUGAUACUUUCCGAGUGCCGGACCCACAAACUGGACAAAUGCGUCGAUUGAUCUCACAAAUUCCGCCCAAGGAAGAGGAAAUGUUCAGGAAUAUGAUUCGCCGUGUCAAUACAAUUGUUAAGGCUGCAGCUGAGCUGGAUGUCCGUAUAAUGAUUGACGCUGAACAGACUUACUUCCAACCUGCCAUUUCGCGCAUUACUCUAGAAAUGAUGCGGAAGUACAAUAAAGAAAAGGCGAUCGUAUUCAAUACUUACCAAUGUUACUUGCGCGAAACGUUCGGAGAGGUGGUCACUGAUCUCGAACAAGCAAAACGUCAGAAUUUUUAUUUUGGUGCUAAAUUGGUGCGCGGUGCUUAUAUGGAGCAAGAGCGAGAACGCGCUGCUAGUAUGAAUUACCCAGAUCCGAUAUGUCCCAAUUAUGAGGCGACCACUGAUAUGUAUCACAAAACAUUAACUGAAUGCCUGAGGCGAAUAAAGUUACUGAAGGAUAAUGGAGAAGAUGCCAAAAAGAUUGGUAUUAUGGUCGCUUCGCACAACGAGGAUACUGUACGUUUUGCCAUCGAAAGAAUGAAGGAAAUCGGAAUAUCACCUGAGGAUAAGGUUAUCUGCUUUGGCCAGUUAUUGGGAAUGUGUGACUACAUCACGUUCCCAUUAGGUCAAGCUGGGUAUUCCGCUUACAAGUAUAUCCCUUACGGACCAGUGAAUGAAGUUUUGCCAUAUUUGUCGCGGCGAGCACAGGAGAACAAAGGAGUCCUAAAGAAAAUCCAAAAGGAGAAACGUUUACUACUUUCCGAAAUCCGUCGUAGAUUUUUUACUGGUAAAAUGUUCUACAAACCUAAUGGAAAAUAUGUGCCCAUAUAAACUAGCGUCAUUUAAAGAA
Molecule: messenger RNA, 2421 nt
Organism: Anastrepha ludens (Mexican fruit fly)
Lineage: Eukaryota; Metazoa; Arthropoda; Insecta; Diptera; Tephritidae
Gene: slgA
Product: proline dehydrogenase 1, mitochondrial
Exons: 12
Coding region: 288-2402 (704 amino acids)
Cellular component (GO): mitochondrion
Molecular function (GO): FAD binding; proline dehydrogenase activity
Source: RefSeq, a predicted model, not a curated record